AUGGCGGAGAUCCCGGUGAUCGACCUGCGCCUCGCCGGCUCGUCGCCCGAGGAGUCCGCGCGGCUGCGGGCCGCGUGCGAGCGCCUGGGCUGCUUCCGGGUGACCGGCCACGGCGUGCCCGCGGGGCUCCUGGCCGAGAUGAAGGCCGCCGUGCGCGCGCUCUUCGACCUCCCCGACGACGCCAAGCGCCGGAACGCCGACGUCAUCCCCGGCAGCGGCUACGUGCCGCCCAGCGCCGCCAACCCGCUCUACGAGGCCUUCGGGCUCCUCGACGCCGCCGCGCCCGCUGACGUCGACGCCUUCUGCGCCCGCCUCGACGCGCCGCCCCACGUCAGGGAGACCGUCAAGACCUACGCGGAGAAGAUGCACGACGUGAUCGUUGGCGUCGCCGGCGAGCUGGCCUCCAGCCUGGGGCUGGAGGAGCACUCGUUCCAGGACUGGCCGUGCCAGUUCCGCAUCAACAGGUACAACUACACGCAGGAGACGGUGGGCUCCUCCGGCGUGCAGACCCACACGGACUCGGGCUUCCUCACCGUGCUCCAGGAGGACGAGUGCGUCGGCGGCCUCGAGGCGUGGAGCAACGGGAGGCUGCACAACGUGAAGCACCGGGUGCGGUGCGUCGCGCCCGUGCCGCGCAUCUCCGUCGCCAUAUUCCUGCUCGCGCCCAAGGACGACGGCGUGAGCGCCCCGGAGGCGUUCGUGGACGCGGACCACCCGCGCCGGUACAAGGCGUUCAACUACGACGACUACCGGAGGCUCCGGCUGUCCACCGGCGAGCGCGCAGGCGAGGCGCUCGCGCGGAUGGCGGCGUGA
Messenger RNA from Miscanthus lutarioriparius, 813 nucleotides. The record is from the annotation of a GenBank genome assembly. Lineage: Eukaryota; Viridiplantae; Streptophyta; Magnoliopsida; Poales; Poaceae.